Messenger RNA from Lolium perenne, 1773 nucleotides. NCBI's taxonomy places the organism in Eukaryota, Viridiplantae, Streptophyta, Magnoliopsida, Poales, Poaceae. The record is from RefSeq and is a predicted model, not a curated record.
AUGGGCCGCACCCACACUCCACGUCUCGACGCUCCCUUAGCCAGCGCCAACCCACAGGUUGUGGAGCGCGCCACCCCGCUUCAGGCCGAAGUUGGGGCUGAGUUUCUUGAGAAGCUCGCCUCCCAAGGCCGCAAGAACAAGGCGCCCAUGCCCGAGGUCGGUUCUAGUGAGGCUCCUUCGGCCAAACGCUCCCGGAUGGAGAUCGGCAGGAAGAAGGUCACCACCAAGCGCUACCGGAAACGGGAGAUGCCGGUGGCUUCCGGGCCUGCCCUGAAGAUCUCCAAGAGCGCCUCUGGCAUGAGGCCGGAGACCUCUGAGGACGCCGCUAGGGCCUCGACUCCUCGUCAGCCAAGUCCGAAGAAGACUUCUGCUUCCUCCCCCUCCAAGGCCGUGCCGGAUUCUUCCGAGCCGGCAAGCUCUGCUCCGGCAAAGGAUGCUCCCGAAGAUCCUGCGCCACCCAAGACCGCGCCAACUCCUCCUCCGGCAACCUCGGCCAGCAAGCCGGCGGCCGCCAAGCCAACACCGCCAGAGAGUGGCAAGCUCACCGCCCAGCAAAUUGCUGCGGUGGUGACCGCGGCCACCGCUCCCUCUUCCGGCUCGCAGACGCUAGUUCUGCACGCCGGCCGCGCCGCCGUUGUGGCCGCUGAGAUGGCCUCUGCCCAGGUAGGCCGGAUCACCGAGUUCCACCGCCCAGGAGCUGACCUUGGCCAUCUGCACGAUUACGCUGAAAAGUGGAAUCAGGCGGAUCUGACGCCGGCGACGCGCGGCCUCGGCAAAGACAAGCUGCCGGUGGUCGACCCCUCUGGCCCUCGGAGCACCGGUCAACACUUUGGCCGGCUAAGGCGCGCGGCCAAGGAUUUUGACAAUGCGUGGCACGACGCCAGCACCAAUGUGUCGCUCUUCCGGAAGCCUCCUUCGAGGAUCUCUCCGCCUAGCUCGCCGCGCUCAAAGGAGCAGCACACCACCGCGCACCGCGAAGUGAAGGAGCAGGCCAUGCAGGCUGAGCUCUGGCACGCGCGGGAGCUCAAGGAGGCCAAAGCCGCAGCAGAGGCCAAACUCGAUGAAUCCCUGAAGGAGUACACGGACUCCACUACUGUGCUGCGGACUAAGCUGGAGGAGGAGAGGGCCGCGCGGAAGGCUGCGCAGGACCGGAUCGCCCUGCUCACCGCCGAUCAAACCGAAUAUGAUCGGCUGGUGAUGCAGAUCGAUGCCCUCGCCUGCAGGAUCUUCCCGGAUUCCCAGACGCAUGCGGUUGCCAAGGUCACGGAGCAUAGGGCCAAGAAAGCUUUGCCUAAUCUGGAUGCGCCCUGGGACGGCUACGACUAUCUGGUCGCGCUCUCCGCCCGGAUCCAGCACAUGCGCUCCGUGGACCGGCAUCUUGCCGACCUUUCGGACGUCGCCAUCCAAAUCCUCAAGGUGCUGUGGCCUGAGGAGUCGGUGCCUGACAACAUCACGCUCAUCGCCAAUCGCCUGAAGGACUACGACGACCUGGACCUGGACGCCUUCCACGCCCUCCGUGGCGACUCGCCUACCGACAAGGAUCCAGCUCGCACCGCCAAGCGCCAGGGCCGCGCCUACCGGAUCGCCGAGUUCGCCCACAUGCGCACCUUCAUCCCUCCUCCCCCCGACGUCAAGGAUGCAAUUUCCGAUGACGAAGGAGAUGACCUCGAGGACGAGGAGGAUGAAGACGCCGAAGAGGAUGCGGCUGAUCUGGAAGAAGGCGAUGCUCCUCCGGAAGCUCCUGAGGCCGGCGCGCAGCCUCCUGUUGCCUGA